AUGAGAAACGCGCCAUUGUACUUCUGCCGAAUCGCCUGGUCUCCAGGCCAUACCAGGAGUCCCCAAGCUUUUCUGCCGAUUAAUGGCGGUGAAGGGGACAGUUACGUUCCUUCUCCUUCGUCUUUCACUCAGAUCACGGGCUCAGACUAUGAUGGAAUCCAGAUUGCAGUAUGA
This is a messenger RNA of Echinococcus granulosus, 174 nucleotides long. RefSeq lists its product as hypothetical. Bases 1 to 174 code for a protein of 57 amino acids. The transcript is spliced from 2 exons. Lineage: Eukaryota; Metazoa; Platyhelminthes; Cestoda; Cyclophyllidea; Taeniidae. The record is from RefSeq and is a predicted model, not a curated record.